ACAGACGACGCAUUUUAUUUCAAACAAAGCGCUAAAUCAUAUAAACAAUUUGUUGAAAUAACAUAAAAAAGGAUUAAAAAGGAAAUAAAACAUGUUCAGCGACCCAGCCCUCGACCGUCACUUCACUGGCCACUCGGGCAGCAUCACCCAACUGCGUUUCAGCCCCGAAGGCUCGCAGAUCGCGACAUCCUCGCUGGACGCCUCUGUGAUAUUGUGGAAUCUGAAUCAGGCAGCCCGCUGCAUUCGCUUUGGAUCGCAUGCGGCACCGGUGUACGGAGUGUCGUGGUCGCCCAAGGGCAACCUGGUGGCCUCCGCCGGCCACGACCGCACGGUGAAGAUCUGGGAACCGAAGGUGCGCGGCGUGUCCGGGGAGUUUGUGGCGCACAGCAAGCCAGUGCGCAGCAUCGACUUUGAUCCGACCGGCCACAUGAUGCUGACGGCCUCCGACGACAAGUCCGUGAAAAUGUGGCGCGUGGCCAAGCGCCAGUUCAUCUCCUCCUUCGCCCAGCAAACCAAUUGGGUGCGAGCCGCCAAGUUCAGUCCAAACGGGAAGAUGAUUGCUACCGUCUGCGACGACAAGUCGCUGCGUAUCUACGACGUGAACACGGGCGAGUGCGUGCGCACCUUCACCGAGGAGCGGGCUGCCCCACGGCAGGUGGCCUGGCAUCCGUGGGGCAACAUGGUGGCCGUGGCCCUCGGCUGCAACCGCAUCAAGAUCUUCGAUGUGGCCGCCAGCCAGCUGCUGCAGCUGUACGUGGUCCACUCUGCGCCCGUCAACGAUGUGGCCUUCCAUCCCAGCGGGCACUUUCUGUUAUCCGGCAGCGAUGACUGCACCAUUCGCAUUCUGGACCUGCUGGAGGGCAGACCCAUCUACACACUGACGGGCCACACGGGUGCCGUUAACGCUGUGGGAUUCUCCCAGAAUGGGGAAAAGUUUGCCACGGGCGGCAAUGAUCGCCAGCUGCUGGUGUGGCAGUCGAAUCUGCACACUUACGACGCCUCCAAGUUCGAGGCCAAGUCGGCCCUGGCCUCCACCAGCUGCGACACGAGCGCAGCCUCCUCCUACCAGCAGAGCAACGCCAGCAGCACAGCCCAGUCGAACGAUCGGAGCAUUCGCAUCGAUAUGCGCCAGUCGCAGGCCUACAAAAAUUUGGAUGAAAACUUCCAGGUGCUUGACAGUGAACACACAAAGCAGCCACAGACACCAAAGAGUGCCAGCAAAUCCUCUUCGGCUACGACUUUAAGUGCUCGUCAGUCGUCACGCGGAAAUAGUUUGGUGGCCAAGGAGUUGGACUUCAAGCCUCGCAGCCCCAGUCCACGCUUCUUCCAAUAGCUUUUACUCCUCUUAGCCUUACUCUGACAUUUUCCAUACGUAAUUAAAGCCAUAACCAGACGAA
Molecule: messenger RNA, 1397 nt
Organism: Drosophila guanche
Lineage: Eukaryota; Metazoa; Arthropoda; Insecta; Diptera; Drosophilidae
Gene: Poc1
Product: POC1 centriolar protein homolog
Exons: 2
Coding region: 92-1333 (413 amino acids)
Biological process (GO): cilium assembly
Cellular component (GO): ciliary basal body; centriole
Molecular function (GO): protein binding
Source: RefSeq, a predicted model, not a curated record